AUGCGUUUCUCUCUCCCAGCUCUUGUCCUCUUCCUCUCUGUCGUUAACGCCUCUCCUCUUCCCAAGAACGAAAAGGCCGCUGCGGCAUCCUCCUCCGUAAUUUCGUCGGCCUCAGCCGCAGCAUCCUCCUCCGUAAUGUUGUCGGCCUCAGCCGCGGCAUCCUCCUCCGUAAUGUCGUCGGCCUCAGCCGCGGCGUCCUCGUCCGCGAUUGCGUCAGCCACAGGCACAGCCGCGGCAUCCUCCUCCGUAAUUUCGUCGGCCACCGGCUCCUCAACUGCUGCAGCCACAUCGGCAGCGUCCAGCUCAAAUUCCACUGCUUCAGCCGGAAGUGUUUUGACCUCUUCGGCAUACAAUGAUUUCCAAAUAUCCGCGGGAACUGCCGGAUCCGCUAAAGAUGAAGCCAAUGCGCUCUUUACCGGUAUCGAUAUGAACAAUCUCGCUGCUGUUUCUGCAGCUGAUCUUAAGAUCAUUCAAGGAGUUCAUGAUGCUGCUGAGGAUGCUGAAGUCGACGGGUUCAAUCCAGCCAUUGCGGCCGCUACCGGUGAUGCUGCUACUGCCCUUCAGAACGGCAAAAUCAAGAACAAGGUUCUCAAACUCACCGCCGAAGUUCUUUCUCUUCAAAUCAAGGUAGCUCAAGGAAAAACUGCAGAUCCCGCGCCCGAACAGAAAAAGUUGGCCAAUAAUAUUAGAUUGGAUACUGCGGCUGCAGGACAAGCCAGUACCCCCGUUAGUUUCGAUGCUACGAGCUAG
Messenger RNA from Botrytis porri, 750 nucleotides. RefSeq lists its product as uncharacterized. The record is from RefSeq and is a predicted model, not a curated record. The transcript has 2 exons. The coding region runs from base 1 to 750 and encodes 249 amino acids. NCBI's taxonomy places the organism in Eukaryota, Fungi, Ascomycota, Leotiomycetes, Helotiales, Sclerotiniaceae.